GAGAGGGGAGGAGGUACGGGUCGUAGCCAAGCCCAAGACCCAGAUCCGGAGCUGGCUAGGAUUGACUCAGCCCCCAAACUCGGCUCCGUACCCGCGCGGAUUGCAGGCCCCGGAGCGGAUGGAGGAGGCCAAGUCCUGAGAUCAGCGCCAGCCCGGUCGGCGGGGGGCCACAGGGCGGGCAGGCAGGCGUGCUGAAGCCGCCUCGGGCCUUCUUUCAGGUCCCCGUGAGGGGCCAACCUCGGGCCCCGCGACCACACUCGGCCCCGUGUGACUGGAGCCGCCCCAACCGGAAGUGGAGCCUUCACCGGGGCCAUAGGCCAGUGACUAGGCCGAGCCCGGGCCUCCCGACGGGGCCGGACUGGAACAAGGCCCCGGGGAGGCCCCGAGCCCACUAAACCCUUCCCGCAAGUCGACUCCGCCGGGAAGAUGCAGCGCGCCUUGCCGGGCGCUCGCCAGCACUUGGGGGCCAUCCUGGCCAGCGCCAGCGUGGUGGUGAAAGCCCUGUGCGCUGCGGUACUAGUCCUCUACCUGCUGUCCUUCGCCGUGGACACAGGCUGCCUGGCGGUCACCCCAGGCUACCUCUUUCCACCCAACUUCUGGAUCUGGACCCUGGCCACCCAUGGGCUGAUGGAGCAGCACGUGUGGGAUGUGGCCAUCAGCCUGGCCACAGUGGUGGUGGCAGGACGUUUGCUGGAGCCUCUCUGGGGGGCCUUGGAGCUGCUCAUCUUCUUCUCGGUGGUGAAUGUAUCUGUGGGGCUGCUGGGGGCCUUUGCCUACCUCCUCACCUACAUGGCUUCCUUCAACCUGGUCUACCUUUUCACUAUCCGCAUCCACGGUGCCCUGGGCUUCCUUGGGGGAGUCCUAGUGGCACUCAAGCAAACCAUGGGGGAUUGCGUGGUCCUGCGAGUGCCCCAGGUGCGGGUCAGUGUGGUGCCCAUGCUGCUGCUGGGGCUGCUGCUGCUGUUGCGGCUAGCCACUCUGCUUCAGAGCCCAGCCCUGGCCUCAUACGGCUUCGGGGUGCUGUCCAGCUGGGUGUAUCUACGCUUCUACCAGCGCCAUAGCCGGGGCCGAGGGGACAUGGCUGACCACUUUGCAUUUGCCACCUUCUUCCCUGAGAUCCUGCAGCCCGUGGUGGGGCUGUUGGCGAACUUGGUGCAUGGGCUCCUGGUGAAGGUGAAGCUCUGCCAGAAGACAGUGAAGCGCUAUGAUGUGGGCGCCCCGUCCUCCAUCACCAUCAGCCUCCCAGGCACAGACCCUCAGGACGCAGAGCGGAGAAGGCAACUGGCCCUGAAGGCCCUGAAUGAGCGGCUGAAGAGAGUGGAAGACCAGUCUGUCUGGCCCAGCAUGGAUGAUGACGAAGAGGAGGCUGGGGCCAAGGUGGAGAACUCGCUGCCUUCAGACAAGGCUCCCACACUACCAGGAAAGGGGGCUCUCCCAGAAUCCAGCCUAAUCACCUUUGAGGCAGCUCCCCAAAAGCUGUAACUCCAGACCACCUCAAGUGUAACGCCUCUUCGCCCAUGCUCCCCUUGACCCCCUCUCCACUACUCCGGAGCUCCAAGCGCUCUGAGGAGAGGGAAGAAGGCCCACUGGAGAUCUUUAUGGCCUUCUGUUUCUUGCCAACACUACCCAGGAUUCUUGUUACCUGGUUCCAACUCAGUCAACCACUAUGCCAGGAACGGGAUUUCUAAGGCAUCAGACAGUCCCAGGCCAUCUGAGGUAAGACUGUAUUCCAGCAGGCAGCCCCAAACAAGGGACACAGGUGCCACAACUCCCAAGUCAGCCUUCACAUCUGAGACUGGUUGCCGAGAGCCCUAGAGCCAGGGCAGGAAAUUGCCAAAAGAAAAACGACAUAUUGUGGCGAAGCAGGAGCAAGCCCUGAGUUGUGCAUCCCUGCCCACCCCAGAAAGACUAUGUUCACAUCAAGAUUUGAUUCCCUGGACUGGGGCGGUGACUGCUUCUGGGCCAGAGCAGCCACGGUCCCCAGGUAUUUUCUACAGGACCACUUGAUCGGGCAGCCACGCCCAGCCUCGCAGUAUCAAUAAAGCAGUUCUUUGAGGUA
Sorex araneus (European shrew) is the source of this 2059-nucleotide messenger RNA. RefSeq names its product transmembrane protein 115 (gene TMEM115). The transcript is spliced from 2 exons. NCBI's taxonomy places the organism in Eukaryota, Metazoa, Chordata, Mammalia, Eulipotyphla, Soricidae. The record is from RefSeq and is a predicted model, not a curated record. The coding region runs from base 427 to 1482 and encodes 351 amino acids. Gene Ontology annotation, biological process: retrograde vesicle-mediated transport, Golgi to endoplasmic reticulum. Gene Ontology annotation, cellular component: Golgi apparatus; membrane.